AUGAGGCAUAGUGGUGACAUUGCCAAAAUUCAGAGUUUUGAUGGCGGAUUCCAGUCACCGGACGUUUAUGGGUACGGGGAGGAUUUUGGUGAGUUUACGCCAACUUUUACGCCUGCGCGUCCUCAUCCUGGAGAAUUACACCCAACGAAAAAUGGAGCCAGCAGACCAGAAGAGCUCAAUCUUAACCUAGGAAAUUCAUAA
Messenger RNA from Dovyalis caffra, 201 nucleotides. The record is from the annotation of a GenBank genome assembly. Lineage: Eukaryota; Viridiplantae; Streptophyta; Magnoliopsida; Malpighiales; Salicaceae.